Messenger RNA from Lagenorhynchus albirostris (white-beaked dolphin), 1347 nucleotides. RefSeq names its product SRY-box transcription factor 11 (gene SOX11). Gene Ontology annotation, molecular function: RNA polymerase II cis-regulatory region sequence-specific DNA binding; DNA-binding transcription activator activity, RNA polymerase II-specific. Lineage: Eukaryota; Metazoa; Chordata; Mammalia; Artiodactyla; Delphinidae. Gene Ontology annotation, biological process: negative regulation of transcription by RNA polymerase II; positive regulation of transcription by RNA polymerase II; neuron differentiation. The transcript has a single exon. The coding region runs from base 1 to 1347 and encodes 448 amino acids. The record is from RefSeq and is a predicted model, not a curated record.
AUGGUGCAGCAGGCCGAGAGCUUGGAAGCGGAGAGCAACCUGCCCCGGGAGGCGCUGGACACGGAGGAGGGCGAAUUCAUGGCUUGCAGCCCGGUGGCCCUGGACGAGAGCGACCCGGACUGGUGCAAAACGGCGUCGGGCCACAUCAAGAGGCCGAUGAACGCGUUCAUGGUGUGGUCCAAGAUCGAGCGCAGGAAGAUCAUGGAGCAGUCUCCGGACAUGCAUAACGCCGAGAUCUCCAAGAGGCUGGGGAAGCGGUGGAAAAUGCUGAAGGACAGCGAGAAGAUCCCGUUCAUCCGGGAGGCGGAGCGGCUGCGGCUCAAGCACAUGGCCGACUACCCCGACUACAAGUACCGGCCCCGGAAAAAGCCCAAAAUGGAUCCCUCGGCCAAGCCCAGCGCCAGCCAGAGCCCCGAGAAGAGCGCGGCGGGCGGCGGCGGCGGCGCGGGCGGCGCCAAGACCUCCAAGGGCUCGAGCAAGAAAUGCGGCAAGCUCAAGGCCCCUACGGCCCCCGCGGCCGGCGGCGCCAAGGCCGGCGCGGGCAAGGCGGCCCAGCCCGGGGACUACGGCGGCGCGGGCGACGACUACGUGCUCGGCAGCCUGCGCGGGAGCGGCGCGGGCGGCGGCGGCGCGGGCAAGACGGUCAAGUGCGUGUUCCUGGACGAGGAUGACGAGGACGACGAGGACGACGACGAGCUGCAGCUGCGGAUCAAGCAGGAGGCGGACGACGAGGACGAGGAGCCGCCGCACCCGCAGCUCCUGCAGCCGCCCGGGCAGCAGCCGCCGCAGCUGCUGAGACGCUACAACGUCGCCAAAGUGCCCGCCAGCCCCACGCUGAGUAGCGCGGCCGAGUCCCCCGAGGGCGCGAGCCUCUACGACGAGGUGCGGGCCGGCGCGACCGCGGGCGCCGGGGGCGGCAGCCGCCUCUACUACAGCUUCAAGAACAUCACCAAGCAGCACCCGCCGCCGCUGGCGCAGCCCGCGCUGUCGCCCGCGUCCUCGCGCUCCGUCUCCACCUCCUCGUCCUCGUCCUCGUCCUCCUCGUCCAGCAGCAGCAGCGGCAGCAGCAGCAGCAGCAGCGGCGGCGAGGACGCCGACGACCUGAUGUUCGACCUGAGCUUGAAUUUCUCCCAGAGCGCGCACAGCGCCAGCGAGCAGCAGCUGGGGGGCGGCGCGGCGGCCGGGAACCUGUCCCUGUCUCUGGUGGAUAAGGAUUUGGAUUCGUUCAGCGAGGGCAGCCUGGGCUCCCACUUCGAGUUCCCCGAUUACUGCACGCCCGAGCUGAGCGAGAUGAUCGCGGGGGACUGGCUGGAGGCGAACUUCUCCGACCUGGUGUUCACGUAUUGA